Molecule: messenger RNA, 2550 nt
Organism: Dreissena polymorpha
Lineage: Eukaryota; Metazoa; Mollusca; Bivalvia; Myida; Dreissenidae
Product: piggyBac transposable element-derived protein 4-like
Exons: 4
Coding region: 628-1980 (450 amino acids)
Source: RefSeq, a predicted model, not a curated record
GUUAAUUUUAUAUGAAUAGUUGACUAUACUUAAAUUUUAAUGAAUAUAAUUGUUGCUCAGUUGAUAAAUCCGGAAGUGAUCUAAGUGAAAAAUUUGUCGUCUGUUGACAUCGUUGUUGUUGUCAGUCCAAACCGUAUACUGUCAUAUUCAUUGAAAUUUGCUAAAAGUAGGUAUUAAAAUAUCAUAAUAAAAUGAAGACAUAGAUUUUCUAUAAACCCAAAACAUUUUUGAACUUAAAAUUUUUAACAAUGGCAGAUUAUUUAGACUUUUUUCAAGAGCAUUUUGCAGACCAAGACUCUGAGUUUUCAGAUUCCGAUUUUGAAGGGUUUGAGGAAGAGGACAUUGUGGAAAGGGAAGAGGAGGAGGAAGAAGAUCCGUUUGAGAACUGGAUAGAUGGCGACGGCCAAAAGGAAAUUCUCAACUUUUCAGGACGAAAAGGCUUGUUGGUGGAAAUGGACGUCGAAUCAAACGCCCAUGGAUUAUUUUAACAAGUUGAUUGGCGAUGUUGAAUGCAACGAGAUAGCUGUUGAGACGAACCGCUACGCGGAUCAGCUAAUAGCUGCGAAAUAGCCAUUGCCACCUUAUUCAAGGUUUAAAACAUGGAAACCUACCACAGGUCCCGAGAUCAUGAGGUUCAUAGCCAUAAUAAUGGCCAUGGGAAUCGUCAACCAGUCCAACAUCACCGAUUACUGGUCAAGGGAUCCAGUGUGUGAAACCCCAUUCUUCCCAUCCAUCAUGAAUAGGGACAGAUUUUUAAAUUUAAUCAGCUGCUUACAUUUGGCCAAUAAUGAAUUGUAUGUGUCUCGGGGGCAGCCUGGAUAUAAUCCAUUGUUUAAAUUGGGUACUGUGUAUUCAACUGUCCUUGCCAGGUAUCCUUUGCUAUUCGGUCCAAACCAAGAAUUGUCUAUUGAUGAAGGAAAGGUACCUUGGCGAGGCAACUUGCAUUUCAAGGUUUACCACAAAAACAAACCCGUCAAAUAUGGUCUGCAGGCUUAUAUGCUUUGUGAUGCAUCAACUGGUUAUUGUCUUAAGUUUCAUCUGUAUACAGGUAAAACAUUUCGCCAAAACAUUCUUGAGACAGGUCACGGCCGUACUUAUGACUUAUGCAUGCACCUCUUAAAAGGUUAUUUUGGAAAAGGUCAUAUUAUGUAUUGUGAUAAUUAUUAUUCAUCGCCACGUCUAUUUGUUGACCUAUGGGAGCUUGGAGUUGGUGCAUUGGGUACUGUAAGAUCAAACCGAAAAGGAAUACCAGCCUCUAUUAGAGAAAAACACUUGCCUAACAGAGGUGACACGUUUUCACAACACACUGGUCAACUGUCAAUUACAAAAUACCUUGAUUCAAAACCAGUCUUUUUGCUUUCCACCACAUUGACGUCAGAAAAAAUGUAUACAGGAAAGAAAAAUCCAGUUACACAAGAAUUGAUUAGCAAGCCCAAGAUGGUCAUAGCUUAUGACAAAUUUAUGGGUGGUGUUGACAGAGCUGAUCAGAUGGUUUCAAAUUCCAGGUCGAACAUUAGAACAAUGAAAUGGUGGAAAAAGGUUUUCUUUCAUGUUUUGAGUCUCACUGUUCUUAAUUCUUACAUAGCAUACAAGCAUAACUCUAUCCACCCAAUGUCACAUUCGUCUUUCCGUAAAAAACUUGUAUCACAACUUAUUGAGUCUCAUCCCCUUGACGCUUUGGUCACCCCUGUAUCAGGACGUCCUAAGACACAGUUUCUGGAAAGACUAACAGCCAGACAUUUCCCUUCCAAGAUCCCCAAUGACGGAAAGUCAAAGUCUCUGCAAUGUGUUGUGUGCAAUCCUGCAGUUGCACAGAUGCUUGCCAGUCAGGGCCUUCCCAAAAAACGAAGACCAGGUCACGAAACUUCAUUUAAAUGUAGACAGUGUGAUGUGUCACUGUGUAUAGUCCCUUGUUUUGAGCUUUACCACACCAUGCAGGAUUACAUACUGGCCUAUAAAAGGUUACAAGCUGAAGAGUAGCUCACUGAUGCAUCAAAGCAUCUCCCUGUCUGUGAAUAAACCUUGAAAAGUAUAUUUUAUAAAUAAAUGUACUAAAAGUUAAUGUAUUGACUUGUAUGAUAUGUAUUUGUAUUGCAAAUAAUGCUAUUAACUAUAGAUGAGUCUCAUGCAAAUGAUAUUAUUGAAGUAGUACUAUGAUCGUCAUACUUUUACAUUGUAGUUUUUAGUAGAUGUGUUUAUUUGAAACAUGGAUACAUUUUUACUGCACAAACAAGUGCUAUUUAACUUUAAAAAAGCUAAAUGUUAGUAAUAUUAUAGAUAAUUACAAAGCUCCCAAAGUGUGUGUUGGAAGUAAAAUGUUGCCAUUACAAUUGUAUGUUUUAUUUUUCAUGAUUAAUUAUUUGGUGUCCUUUCAUUAUGCAAUAGCAAAUGAAAUUAUGUUGAUAUAAUAGCAGGUAAGUAUAACCAGGCUGCCCCUUCAGACUUCAUUUUAUAAUGUAUUAAGCCUUGUUGCUUGAAAUUAGAUUUUAUAUAAAUAUAUGCAUAUAAAUAUAUAUAUAUUUAUAAUAUACAUGAUGGUGUUCUGAGAAA